AUAUAUAAUUCCCAUUCUAUGCUACCUACCUAGCUACAGAGUUUUUCGAUAUUGUUAAUAAAUAAUCAAUCAAUCAAUCAUUUAUUACACCCGAUUAUUAUUCCCUAUAAAUAAUUCCCCCCAAUAAUUUUCCUCUUCAAAACCGAAAAAAAAAAAAUGAAAACACAAUCCCUGAUCAGUAUGGGCUUAUUGCCCAUACUAUCUGUAAACGCAGCAUAUACCUGGCCUUCAAAAUACGACGAAUUAGAGGAUAUUCUCUACCUACAAGCAGGAUAUAGACGCUACGGAUUUAGAGAUGGUAAGUCGUUGGAAUAGAAAAAAAAAUAUAUCUAUAUAUAUAUAUAUAUACAUCUUCAGCAAUCUUCAAUCAGAGCAUAUAUUAAUUUUCAAAAUAAAAUAGGUGUUACGCCAUGCGGUUUCUCAGCUGAUGGGAGUAAUCGACAGACGGCUGCAGAAUGGGUCAAAACCGCCUACCAUGAUAUGGCAACGCAUGAUGUAGAGACGGGUCUUGGAGGAUUGGAUGCAUCGAUAGCUUAUGAGCUUGGUCGUGCGGAGAACCCUGGUUCGGCUUUCAAUGGGACCUUUGGAUUCACAAACAACUAUUUCUCAAUCAGAUCGUCGGCGUCUGAUCUUCUUGCCAUGUCUGUCGUUGUUUCAUCCAUGGCAUGCGGAGGUCCAAUUAUUCCAUUCCGAGGUGGACGAAUCGAUGCCGUGAAGGCUGGUGUACCUGGUGUUCCCGAACCUGAUCAAGAUUUGGCAACGCACACUGCAAUUUUCGCAAAGCAGGGCUUCAACACUACCGAGAUGAUUACCAUGGUAGCAUGUGGACAUGUUCUCGGAGGAGUUCAUGGUGUUGAUUUCCCUCAGAUUACUGGUGAUAGUAGCGUCACUAGUUUCCCACAUUUCAACAGCCAAUACGACAACUUUACCAACAGCAUCGUAACCGAAUAUCUAGAUGAUAAAUCAAUCGACGUGCUCGUGGUUGGUAAAAACGACACGUUUAAUUCCGACAAGCGUAUCUUCGGUGCUGAUAACAACAAAACCAUGACUGCCCUAGCAGAUCCAACUAAUUUCCAAGCGCAGUGCCGCGACAUUUUUGCGCGUAUGAUCGACACUGUUCCUGCAGCCGUCACACUUUCGGAAGUCAUCACACCCAUCGAAGUGAAGCCAACCGAGCUUUCCCUCUCCUUAGGUGCAAAUAACACAUUAUCCUUCGCAGGCUCUAUCCGCGUGCGUACCACCCACCGCAAUGCCGACGACGUGACCGUAUCCCUUCGAUACCGUGAUCGUAAUAACAACCUCUCAAACACCACCAUCUCAACCGAACGCGCUCACUGGCAACUUGGCCAAAGCUAUGGAUUCGACAGGGAGGUCUUCACCUUCUAUGAAAUCGACACUGUUUUCGAUGUUACAUCAAGCAUCUCAUCUUUCGACGUUAUCAUCCAUACAGCUGGCGAAGCUGAUGAGAUCAACACUAACAAUGGCCUCGGGUUUCCCGUCUCCGACGCAAUUCUUUUGCAAGCACCACAAUCCUGUCAACCACAAAUAUCCGUGAAUGAAGCUGGUCAGUGGAAUCUAACCAUCACUGCCGCGGUCCGCGCCGAUCGUGCCGGGGAACCUGUAGCGUUUGACUGGGUUUACAAACGCGCCACCCAAGGCGUAAUCAUAAGUCAAUUGGAAGUACAACGUACAGUUAUGGAGAAAGCGAGCGAGGAGAUUGCUGGAUACUAUCUUUUCACAGCGACAAAGCCAAUUGAUACGAUACAGUGGUCGACAACGUUUGACUUGGUAUUGGGAGAGGGAGACAAUGUCUCAAAGCUCGAGUUCUUGUCGACCGGAAAUUUGGCCACGACCUGCCAGCCUUUUCCUUAAGCUGAAUAGGCAUUCGAAUUUUGUAUUGCAUAAUAAUGAGACUGUAUCUUAAUGAUAAAUGAAAAUCCCAAACCAACGAUGAUUCUGAUAAAUGAGAUCCCAAAUCCAACGAUACUUCUGAAGAUGUUCAAAUCCUGGCUAAAAGCUGCAUACGUGAAGG
This is a messenger RNA of Sclerotinia trifoliorum, 2032 nucleotides long. Lineage: Eukaryota; Fungi; Ascomycota; Leotiomycetes; Helotiales; Sclerotiniaceae. The record is from the annotation of a GenBank genome assembly.